GUUGCUUUUUGACCUCAUCAUCGACCGCUGGCCUGGGAUUUCGUGCCGCUCGCUCUCUCAUCCGUACUGCCCAUCCGCCAACUUCCCCCACGACGCCCCUUCUCGUACAUUCAUGCUGUACGACCCCUCCACCGCAAAGCAAUUGAAACCAUGGCUUGUCCGGACGCUUGAGCCAAUCUGCGAUGCUGAACCAGGUGCUUUGGCGGAGUACAUUCUGGCCUUGUUGAAGCACAAUGGCCCUGAGAGCGAUCUGCGGAAGGAGUUGACCGUGCAGCUGGAAGAGUUCCUAGAAAAAGAGUGCUCUCGCUUCAUUGACUCCCUCUUUGGCGUGCUCCGCUCCAAAUCUUACCUUCCCUACGACGCGCAAGGCCCCGGAGAUGCCGGGAUCCCCAUUCCUCUCGAUGCGCUGGUCCCCUCCAUCCCGGACGGCCCCAAUCGUAAUCGCAGGAAGCGCGACCUGGACGAUGUCGACGACCGCGCACAUCCCCCGAAGGGCCCGCGAUUAUCCCAUGAGGCUGCACGCUACCGCGAUCGUGACGCUGGAGGCGGCGCUUAUGACCAACGGAACGGUCGCGGCAACUGGGCAGGACCAAGCAAUCAGCCAAUGAACGGCCCGGGUGGACCUAUGGGCAUGAACAUGAACGGAGGGAUGGGAAUGAACCCGAUGAUGCAGGCGCAGAUGCAGCAGGGCCGUGUGAGCUACCAGCCGCCGGAUGCAGCGCGGAGAGGGCUUUGCAGGGAUUACCACAACCAUGGCUACUGCUCAAGAGGCGACAUGUGCAAGUACAGCCACGGAAACGAAGCCUUCGUCCCGGGAAUGGCCAUGGGCUUCCCAAUGGGCGCCGCCGGCAAUGGGUUCAUGCCUAUGAUGAUGAAUGCCGCUGGCUUCACAGGUGAUAACGCUGCAUACGACCCGAAUGAUCCUGCUCUCGACAUCCGCGUGCCAACUGCCCCUGCUGCUCUCCGCAAUGGCGUCAAUAACUCUCGCGCUCCCUACCUUCGCCGCGAACAACCGAACCAACGCAUCCUGAACUCCUCCGGCGAGCUCCCCGUCAUCCAAGAUCUGACGCCUCAGAAAAAGCAGAUGCAGCAGGCGGCACAGCAAAACGGCAACGGCGGGGGUUCGAUGGACGAGUCGGCGAACGACGGGAGACCAAAACGCGGCAAGCGGGGGAGCGGUGCGACCAAGAAGGGCGCCAACUCCGCGGCCGAGCACUCAGCUGCUCUACGUCCUCCUCGAGGAAGCACGAAAACGCUCGUCGUGGAGAAGAUACCCAUGGAGCACCUCACAGUGGACGCGAUCACGACGUGGUUUGCGCGUUUCGGCACCGUUACGCACGUCGCGAUUGAUCCCAACUCACGGCGAGUAGGCAACGGAAAGGCUCUGGUGUCUUUCGCCGACGUCCCGGAUGCACAGAAGGCAUGGAAAUGCGAGGACGCCAUUUUCGGGAACCGCUUCGUACGUGUGUUCUGGCAUCGGCCCAUGGAGGGGCAUGGUCAGCGCGGUCUGCAGGCUCUGGAGAAGAGCGCGGACCAGGUUGCCCGCGUCAAUGACAUGGAGGACGUGAAGGCGACCCCGGCUGAAGCUACGAAGCCUCAACCUGCAGCUGCUCCCGCGAAGAAGCCGACAGGAGCCGCUGCAGCACUCGCCGCUCGCCAGGCUCUGCUUGAGAAGCAGAUCGCCGAGCAGAAGGAGCUCAUGGGCAAGCUCACUGCCCCGGGCACAACGACAGAGGAGAAGAAAGAGCUUAUGGCGCGGCUUCGGACUCUCGGCGAGGAGAUGAAGAAGCCCGCCGCGACGCCGGACGACGACCGCGAAAAGCAGGAACGCGAGCGGCUCGAUAAGGAGCUCGAGCUCCACCAUGCCGGCGGCGACGAGAUGGAGGGGGUCAAGGAGGGUAGCGCCGACGGCGAGACGGCGGAGACGUUGAAGGCGAAGCUCGAGCGUCUGCGGUCGGAGGCAGCGAGCUUGGGCAUCAACCCGGAUGCACCGCUGUCGGCGCCGGCGCCGAGCUAUCGCGGUGCUUACCGCGGGCGGGGACGUGGUAGGGGACGUGGGACGUUCUUCCGCGGAGGCGCACCUGGCAGCAUGAAGCUGGACAAUCGUCCAAAGAAGCUGGUGCUGAAGGGUGUUGGCGCGGAUGGACUGGAGCAUGCCAAGAACUGGUACCAGUCUACUGGCCAGCUCGACACGAUCGAGAAGAGGGACAAUGGCGAUGUGGUCGUUGGCUUCAAGUCGCGAGCUGCUGCUGAACAGGCGCUUGCUAAAGGCAACGACGUCCCAUCUUUGGGCCACGUUACCAUCGUCUGGCAUGGUGCAUCCGCGCCGACUGCAACGCAAUCAUCAGCGUCCGCCGCAACGUCCAAGGGUGCUACGCCAGCGCCCGACCACGCUUCUCAGCCUACGGAGCAAGGAGAAACCGGUCAUUCGUACUCGCCAGGACCAGAAGCGUCCUACUCGGGCGGAGCUGAUUGGCAUGACGAUGUCGACGAAGCUGACAUGGGGAUGUGAAUGUAGAGUGCCCCGUACGAUGAUCACGCAGCAGUUCCUCGAAGGAAGGAGAAUAAUAGUCAUGCAUGCAUCGUUUACUUAUUUUAUUGCUGUACUACCUUACGCCGCCUUCGCAAAGAAUCGUGCUCGGGUUCCCCGUGCGUCUGGAACCCGUAGCUUGUAGGCACC
This is a messenger RNA of Schizophyllum commune H4-8, 2680 nucleotides long. RefSeq lists its product as uncharacterized. The record is from RefSeq and is a predicted model, not a curated record. Gene Ontology annotation, biological process: mRNA processing. The transcript is spliced from 6 exons. Gene Ontology annotation, cellular component: nucleus. The coding region runs from base 113 to 2512 and encodes 799 amino acids. Gene Ontology annotation, molecular function: metal ion binding; RNA binding. NCBI's taxonomy places the organism in Eukaryota, Fungi, Basidiomycota, Agaricomycetes, Agaricales, Schizophyllaceae.